Varanus komodoensis (Komodo dragon) is the source of this 1024-nucleotide messenger RNA. RefSeq names its product transcription factor 15 (gene TCF15). Lineage: Eukaryota; Metazoa; Chordata; Lepidosauria; Squamata; Varanidae. The transcript is spliced from 2 exons. The record is from RefSeq and is a predicted model, not a curated record. Gene Ontology annotation, biological process: developmental process; regulation of transcription by RNA polymerase II. The coding region runs from base 1 to 549 and encodes 182 amino acids. Gene Ontology annotation, molecular function: protein dimerization activity; RNA polymerase II transcription regulatory region sequence-specific DNA binding; DNA-binding transcription factor activity, RNA polymerase II-specific.
AUGGCCUUCGCCAUGCUGCGGCCCGUGGCCGCCCACGUGCUGUACCCGGACCUCCACAUGCUGUCGGAGGAGGACGAGGAGACGCGCAGCGAGAGCGACGCCUCCGACCAGUCCUUCGGCUGCUGCGACGGGCGGCGCAAGGUGGCCCGCAAGGCCGGGCAGGUGGUGGUGGUGAAGCAGCGGCAGGCGGCCAACGCGCGCGAGCGCGACCGGACCCAGAGCGUCAACACGGCCUUCACGGCGCUGCGCACGCUCAUCCCCACGGAGCCCGUGGACCGGAAGCUCUCCAAGAUCGAGACGCUGCGCCUGGCCUCCAGCUACAUCUCGCACCUGGCCAACGUGCUGCUGCUGGGGGACGGCUGCGAGGACGGGCAGCCCUGCUUCAGCGCGCUCUGCGGCGCCAAGGGCGAGGCGGAGGCCGGCCAGCCGCGCAGCAUCUGCACCUUCUGCCUCAGCAACCAGCGCAGGGGGGGCAGCCGCCGGGAGCUUGGUGGGGGAAGCUACUUGAAGGCGCGAGGAGUGAACCACCUCAAGGUCCUGCGGAGAUGAGCUGAAGUGGAGAGGAGCGUCUGCCGAAGAAGCCGGGCCUAGCAAGGAUCCACACCUCAGAAAACUGAGUUUCACGUGCCCGCCCGGGCGGGGAGGGGGUGGACUUGAUGGACACCAGGGGUCCCUGGUGCUUCCAGACAGGAAGCCCCCCUUGGACGGGAAGCCCCCCUCUGUGGACUCUGAGGGGCCGGGGCAGGAUGGGAGCUGCUCCCGCAUCGGACUGCUGCGCAAUGAGGAUUUGUGACUGCGAAGAAACGACCCUGCAGCCAGAGCUUGGACGGCCGCCCAGAGAACGGCGCCUCUGCCAGGAGGGAGGCUCGGUCACGGGAACAUGGCGGUCCCGGGACGGCGGGGUGCUGGCGCUGGUGGCGGCAUGGAUCACCGGCCUGCUUCCUAAAGGACGAUGCCAAGCAGCGCCUCCUCGUGAGGAAGCUUACGGCUGGCCUGUGCAAUCACUGUGUAAUUAUUUCCUCAU